Stegostoma tigrinum is the source of this 2964-nucleotide messenger RNA. Its product is annotated as C-X-C chemokine receptor type 2-like. Gene Ontology annotation, cellular component: membrane. Gene Ontology annotation, molecular function: C-X-C chemokine receptor activity. The record is from RefSeq and is a predicted model, not a curated record. The transcript has 3 exons. NCBI's taxonomy places the organism in Eukaryota, Metazoa, Chordata, Chondrichthyes, Orectolobiformes, Stegostomatidae. Gene Ontology annotation, biological process: immune response; G protein-coupled receptor signaling pathway; neutrophil chemotaxis. Bases 525 to 1586 code for a protein of 353 amino acids.
UCUUUUCUUCAGAUAUGCUGCCAGACCUGCUGAGCUUCCAGCAAAUUCUAUUUUUGUCCCUGCGCAAUGUAACCUGUAUGCCUCUGUCUAAAUCUUUCUGAUCUGUACAUCCUUGCUUACUAUGAUCCACCUGUACUGCUUGUAAACUGUACUUCAGUACUUGUGAUGAUAAAUCAAUCAAUUAAUCAAUCAACUGCUGGAGAAGCAUCCACGUGAAUGCGUAGGAAGCACACAGGGCAGUGAAGUUCUCUUGUUCUGCAGAAAUAUCACAUCACUAAACCACUGAGUGAGCUCAGAGAUAAUAGGAACUGCUGAUGCUGGAGUCAGAGACAACACAGUGUGGAGCUGGAAGAACACAGAAGGCCAGGCAGCAUCAAAGGAGCAGGGAAGCUGACGUUUGGGUCGGGAACCUUCUUUAGAUGCACUGAGUGAGCUUACUUGCAUCAAGUAUGCUAUAUGGUCAAGAAGACAAUUUUCUCAACAUAUCGCCAGAUGGGCAAAAUUGAUCUUUCCUUGAGAAGAAAAUGGAGGCAAUAAAGAUAAAGAUUGAUGAUCUGCCUGAUUUUUUCGAAAACUACACUGAUUUUGAGAACUACACUUUUGGUCCUUAUGAGUCACCUUGUCAUCCAUUCAUUAACAGUCAUUCAAACAACAUUAUAAUUGCCAUUGUCAAUAGCCUGGUGUGCUUCCUCGCUGUCACAGGGAACAUGAUUGUAAUGACUGUCCUACUUCAUAAUCGAAAUGCCUUAUCAUCCACAGACACCUACCUGCUGCAUCUGGCAGUGGCUGAUCUGCUCUUUGCUGUGACCCUGCCUUUUUGGGCAGUGGAUGCUGUAUCUGGCUGGGUGUUUGGUGAUGCCAUGUGUAAAAUUAUCAGCAUGUUACAGGAGAUUAACUUCUACAGUGGGAUUUUAUUGCUGGUUUGUAUCAGUAUUGAUCGUUUUCUGUCCAUCAUCUACGCGACGCAGGCCCACAAGCAGCUGAAUCCGUUAAUAAUUAAGUUUGUCUGUGCUGCAGUUUGGGUGGGGGCUACUGUCUUGUCUUUGCCUAUUCUGUACAAAGGUGAAUACCAUCUAGAGGAUUUGAACAGAAAUCUAUGCUAUGAGCUACUUGAUGGUGAAUCGGCUGAAAAAUGGAGAGUGAUCACUAGACUUUUGCGGCAUUUAAUUGGAUUUCUCAUUCCAUUGGCUGUCAUGGUUUUCUGCUACAGUGUGAUAAUCCAGAAACUGUAUCAAACAAAGGGAUUCCAGAAACAUAAAGCCAUGAAAGUUAUCAUCGUGGUGGUGUUGGCUUUUGUCAUUUGUUGGUUCCCACACAAUAUUACUGUGUUCAUUGACACACUGAUGAGGGGUAAACUCAUUGCUCAGACUUGUAACAUGCGCAAUUACAUUGACCAGGCUUUGUCUGCAACUCAAAUCUUGGGAUUUCUGCACAGUUGCAUGAAUCCAAUCCUGUAUGCAUUCAUUGGGGUGAAAUUCAGGCAUAACCUGAUCAAACUCAUGGGUUCAAAAGGCAUCUUUGUCCCAAGUGAAACAUCAUGUGAGAGAUCUACACCCGUCUCAGAAUUAAUUUCAGUCAACAUAUAGACUCUUUAGUGGCAGGAUUAUGGUGAUCCCAACUCUAUCCUCCCAUGAGCAUAUUUUCAGCAGGCAGUGCACACUAAUAUCACAGGUUAAUCUGUUCCCACUCAAUUGGUCCUGCCUUGAUCCCCCCAAUAGUGUAAGUGGGUAACUGUUAAAAAUGACAGCCUGAAUGUUAUUUAAAAAAUAAAUUCUUAUCGUGCAAUUGAACUUGUUCACAUGCCAGUUGAAUCAAAUAUCACAUCGACCACAUCAUAAUAUCAGGCUAUUGCUUCCGCAACUGUCACUAACCUCACCUCAUCUGGGGAUCUCCCCCACUGGGAUUUCCCAUCACAGACUCCAGCCCUGCCCAGCUCACUUUGAUGUUCUUCUCAAAAUCCACAAACAGGAAAGCCUGGGGAAACCUAUUGUUUCAGACUCUUCCCGUCCCAUGGGGCUUAUCUCGUCCUAUCCUGUCUUGCUUUUUUCUCCUCCCGUUUUCAGUUCUUCCCACUUAGAUUCACGAUUCUUCAGAUAUUUACAUUGGUUUCAGAAUUUCCUGCUUGCAGGCUACAGUCACCUCCUCUUCACUCUGCACCCAUUUACACACUCAUCCUCUAUCAGAAUGGUCUUACUGCUCUCUGCUUCUUCCUUGAAAGAAGGUCUUAACCAUCCCUAUCCACCAGUGACUGUAGUACUCCCAGCUUCCGGCCUGCUCUUGUGGCCACUGUGUUAAUGUGGUGAGUCCAGUUGAGUUUCUGGUCAAUGGUAACCCCCAGGAUGUUGACAGUGGGGGAUUCAGUGAUGGUAACACCAUUGAAUGUCAAGGGACGGUGGUUAGAUUGUCUCUUAUUGGUGAUGGUCAUAGCCUGGCAUUCGUGUGAACAUAGAACAUAGAACAUAGAACAUUACAGCACAGUACAGGCCCUUCAGCCCUCGAUGUUGUGCCGACCUGUCAUACCGAUCUCAAGCCCAUCUAACCUACACUAUUCCAUGUACAUCCAUAUGCUUAUCCAAUGACGACUUAAAUGUACCUAAAGUUGGCGAAUCUACUACCGUUGCAGGCAAAGCAUUCCAUUCCCUUACUACUCUCUGAGUAAAGAAACUACCUCUGACAUCUCUCCUAUAUCUUUCACCCCUCAAUUUAAAGCUAUGCCCCCUCAUGCUUGCCGUCACCAUCCUAGGAAAAAGGCUCUCCCUAUCCACCCUAUCUAACCCUCUGAUUAUUUUAUAUGUUAAUUAAGUCACCUCUCAACUUUCUUCUCUCAAAUGAAAACAGCCUCACGCCCCUCAGCCUUUCUUCGUAAGACCUUCCCUCCAUACCAGGCAACAUCCUAGUAAAUCUCCUCUGCACCCUUUCCAAAGCUUCCACAUCCUUCUUAUAAUGCGGUGACCAGAACUGUAU